This is a messenger RNA of Acanthoscelides obtectus, 207 nucleotides long. NCBI's taxonomy places the organism in Eukaryota, Metazoa, Arthropoda, Insecta, Coleoptera, Chrysomelidae. The record is from the annotation of a GenBank genome assembly.
AAUGUCUACCGCAAAUUCCUCAACAACUCAAACAAAAACAACAGAUGAUUCACCGCCUGGCUUUGACCGUAAAUCGUCGUGGAACACGAGACACCACAGAAUUAUUAUAAUUACGUCAAUACGAGCAUAGAACAGUAUAGAAAGAGCUAUCCAAGGGAUGGGGACGACAUACUGUUUUGAUUGCUUUGAUUUCGAGAUUGCCAUGAA